This is a messenger RNA of Scomber japonicus (chub mackerel), 1203 nucleotides long. Its product is annotated as leucine-rich repeat-containing protein 10B. The record is from RefSeq and is a predicted model, not a curated record. Lineage: Eukaryota; Metazoa; Chordata; Actinopteri; Scombriformes; Scombridae. Gene Ontology annotation, molecular function: protein binding. The coding region runs from base 1 to 1203 and encodes 400 amino acids. The transcript has a single exon.
AUGGGCAACUCCUCCAGGAAGGGUGAGGGAGAGGAAGAGGAGGAGAAGGAGAAGGAUGGCGAGGAGGCAGAAAUCACACAGAAGAAGAAGAAAGAGGAGGAGGAGGUCGAGGUUGAGCUUCCACUCGGGGUGGAGGAGUUGUUUGAGAGCGGAGAUCCCGUGCUGGACUUGAGCUACCGUAAAUUUAAGCGGUUACCUUUGCGUGUUUGUGGGCUGUUGCAUCUGGAGAAGCUGUACGCUUGUGGGAACAGCCUGCGCACUCUGCCGGACAGCAUCACCCAGCUGCAUGGCCUGCGGGUACUCGCCCUCGACUUCAACAAGAUGGAGGAGGUUCCUGUGUCCAUCUGCCAGCUCACUAACCUCACUCGGCUCUACCUGGGCAGCAACCGGCUGAUGAACCUCCCUCCUGAAAUCACCAACCUGCGGAGCCUACGCUGCCUGUGGGUGGAGAGUAACUACUUCCUGAAAUUCCCCCGUGUACUGUAUGACCUGCCCAACCUCAAGUCCCUCCAGAUAGGGGACAACCGGCUUAAGACGCUGCCCCCUGACCUCUUCCGCAUGGAGGCUUUGAGGGGAUUAUGGCUUUAUGGGAACCGCUUUCAUAACUUCCCCAAAAUCCUUCUGCGCAUGGAAGGCUUGGAGAUACUAGACCUGGACCGCAACAAAAUAUCAGUGUUCCCCAGCCUGAAGUGCCUCCAUGCCCUCCGCCUGUUCUCCUACGACCAUAACCCGGUCAAGAACCCUCCUAAAGUGGGCCCAGAGGUGCUCUUGGUCGGUGAAGGAGCUGCAGAGUUCAUGGAGGAGCGUGAGGCCAAGAAAGUGAGAAUACAAAAGGCCGCAGAGAAAGCAGCAGAGGAUUUGGCUCUGGCGGGAGAGGAACCCGUCAUUCACGGCAUCCUGAAGAACAGCAGCUCAAACCGAGCCACAAACGGAGCUGUGACGACUGUAGAGGAUGCAGAUGUUAGAGAGGAAGAGCCCCCGGCCAGGGAGGAAGAGGAUGUGGAUGGGGAUUUACCAGUCUCAGGGUACGACUGCGCUGAGCUCGAAUAUGACGAGGACGGAGUUGAAUAUGAGACGGAGGAGCUGAUAUGUGAGGGUGAGGGGUUUGAGUAUGAGGGCGAGGAGCUGGAGUAUGACAGGGCGCAGAUGGACUACGAGUAUGAGGAGCUGCAGGACACAGGGAGACAGGAUGAAGGGGCAUGA